Molecule: messenger RNA, 3110 nt
Organism: Acipenser ruthenus (sterlet)
Lineage: Eukaryota; Metazoa; Chordata; Actinopteri; Acipenseriformes; Acipenseridae
Exons: 19
Coding region: 4-2481 (825 amino acids)
Source: RefSeq, a predicted model, not a curated record
UUAAUGAAUUCUGUGAGAAGUGUGUGCUAUUUCACUGUCUGCUGGCUUGUUUUCCAUGUUAUUUGUUUGUUUCUGGUGUGGAUCAAUGUUGCUGAGCUCCAAGAGAAACUGCAGGAGCAGCAGAUCAGCCAGCAAGAGGCACAGAGAGAGCUGCUGGACACAGAGAGGCGACAGCUGGAGGCAGUGAGGCAGGCCCACGAGGCAGAGCUCCGGCAACUCCGAGACUGGCACAGGGAGCAGAGGAGGCAGCUGCUGGGUGCAGAGGGCGUCUCAUUUGAGGAGCUGGAUUACGAGAGUGACUUCAGCAGCAACGAGGAGUCCCAACACAGCGUCAUGGCUGAGCUGGAGUGGGAGCAGCAAACAUUGUUAGACAUGGAUCCACAACAGAAUGACAACCCAACAAAUGAGGGAGCAGAAAAUAGUCUUUUACCCGAGUGGUGUGUCCUUCCAGCGGAAGAGACUGGCCAGCCCCCCUCGGAGGGGGGACAGGAGCACCACACUGAGGGGACGGACUAUACUGGAGGGAGCCCCAGGGUUUCCCCUGAUACAGAGGGCACUGCUGUAUCCAAGGAACCCAGAGAAGAGGCUGUUUCUGACCAGGCUCUCCAACCAAAUAGUCCAGAACCAGCCGCCACUGAGCUUGACCGGAAAAAAGAGGAAGCCAGCUGGGGAGCUUUACCUGCUGAAGACCGGAAUGCCAUGUUUGCAGUUUACAGGAAGGAGGCAACUAUCCAGAUUGAAGCUCUAGAAGCAGAGUUAGAAAAGCUGAGACAGGACAGCCAACAAAAAACAAAGAAACUGAAGAAGCUCUGGAAAGAAUCCAAAACCAAAUGGGACACGGAGAGGCAGGGUCUCUCUGAGUGUGUGCAGCAGGCCAGGGAGAGACAGGCAGUGGCUCAGAGGGAUUGUGAAGCUGCCAGGACUGAACUGCAGAGGAUGACACAGAAGGUAUCUGGGGACCAGUCUAUCCUCCAGUCUACAGGAGCCCAGAUGAAGGAGACCCCGUGCGGGAGAGAGGAGGGGGGAGCUGCUGUAGAGAGGGCUGUGGGUCUGCUGGGGGCCCCUGUCUCUGUUCCUGGCCCAGGUGGUGACUUGAAGGAAGAGGGAGAAGUGGCCACACUGAGCGCAGGAUUCAGGAGUAUCUACUUCAUGGUGACCAGGUUCACAGAGACACUCAAAAACACUCUCUUCAAAGAUAUGAAUUUGUUUGCUGAAGCUUUGGAGACCCCAGAAUUGAGUCUGAGUGCCACAGACCCACUGACAGCAGAACAGCUACAGAGCGCUUUGAGGAGCUCUGACUCACAACUCAACAGCACCAUUGCAGUUUUCAGCAGAGUGCUUGGAGCUGACAGCUGUCCCUCAACACUGCCAGCAGCUGGGGAGGAAGACACAGGGGAGGCUGCUGGGAAGGUCAAAGGGCAGGAUGUGGGGCGAGCCAUAUCCCAGGAACACAAACCCACAGAAAGCCCUCACCUACACAGAUUCACUCCCUGCACUGAGGGAAGCGGCACUGCAGCCCGCUCACCCUUGAAAUCGGAGCCAGAGAGCCCCAGUGACCUGCCCCGCCCUGGAGGAAUGAUCAUGUUUACCCGUCUGGACUUGGAACACAACAAACGAGCGCUCAGACACGCCCUGCGCAGAGGGAGGGUGCCUGCCCAGCUCUGUCAGAGUGCCCGCAGGGAGAUGAGGAUGUACUCUGAGCUGCAGAGGCAGCGCCUGGCUAGCCUGGUCAGGCAGUACACAGCCUACCUGGGGAUGCUGGAGGCGAGGGAGGUCAUGAGGACGAGCAGCAACUCCUCUGCUUGGCACUUCUUACCACGACUGCAGGCUCUACACGUUCAGAGGCUGAAUCGCCGGAGUCAGCACAUGGCUGGACUCUCUGAACACAGGGUCCAGCUGGCUCUGUCCAUCACUGACACCCUGGGGAGCAUUGAAGAGGAGUCGGGCAUCUUCCUCAUCAAACCUGUGCUGCUCUGGAAGAAGAGAGAGACCUCAUUGAAACACUCUGGAAGGAUUGUCAGCAGGCUCAAGAUCUCCAUGAAACCUGACCCUCGUCCCACCCUGGCCCUCUCCAGCCAGACCACAGCCUCGCGGACACAGAUAAUGAAGAGUUUAUCAGACACCAAAGCAGCCACCACUGGGGCAAAUCAAGACCCGGUUUCCACAGUUACCGUGUUGGGAGGGGGAGGCCUCAGAAUGUGGAGUGUAAGUGAUGCAGAACCAGGGAAACCUGGCACCCAGAAACAAGAAAGGGACGCCCUACCCGCUAUGCCCAGACUACUGGAGAUGGAUGUCAAUAAAUUUCUUAUCAGCCAACAUCAUGUAUGCAUGAAGACACCUGAAAGGAGUUUCUUCAUGGACCCAGCGUCUGCCAGUCCCAGGCUCAGCUUGAGAAGCUUCCUGCCAGUGGACAGGACGGUGCCCUGCAGUGUGGGCCUGGCAGGGAAGACGCAGGUUUUGAGAGGGAGUGCCAGGAUGUGAAUGGGUUCUACUGCUUCUCUUCGGUUUUGUCUCAGAGAUUUUACACUGGAAAGGACUAAGAGCCGUUUUAAAGAAAGUGCUAAAAUAGACAACUUUUCUGAGAGGAAUAAAACAAUUUGGACAAAUCUAGAAAGGAAACAGCUUUGUUACAAUAAAGCACUAUAUUUAUGAGUAGGUUCUUGCUGGUUUUAUACCGUUGAAAUGACUUCAAUCCUCUCUGAGUAUUUGUCUUUACACCUGCUUUAAAAGAGUCCCCCAUGACGAUGGUUUUGCACAAGCACAUUUGCUGCACUUUUCCAGGCCUGGAAAUGACUGGCCUACAUUAAAACUACAAUUCCACUUCCUAAAAUCCAGUUUUGGAAACCAUUCAAUUCUAGUUUUACCUCAGAUUUUAUUUCAUUUUAAGUGCUUGUCUUCCAAAAACCUGUGGUCACAAAAGUGUGUGUGUGUUUUGUUUUUGUCUAAAUGAAGUGUUUUAUUUUAUUUUAUUUUAUUUUUAUUAUUCAAUAUCCUGCUGAACUGUAAACAUUCAUAUUAAAGCACACAGAAGCCUAAACUACUGUCAGCUUCUUUGGUUGUGUACUUUUUGCUUUAUCACCUUGAUGUCGGUUUUGUAUUUGAAAUAAAAU